AACGGCCCCGCUGACCACCCCCACCACCCUCUCCCGAGUCCCCCGUUCGUCUGCUGAUCCCCUCGGUUUCCCAGCAGAACACUGGACCCUGCUUAUUCUAUAUUCUUCUUCCAUCCUUCUUCGCGACUUUUUUUUUGACACUUGCUUCUUUUCUAUUUCACCAUUCCUCCUUUCGUCCAUCAGUUUUACUCCCGGCUCAUAUCGAUAUACAUCCUUCCUCCGCCAGCGAUGAAAUAAAGGAUCCUGCAUUUGCUGUAAGCGACCAGCGAGCAAGGCUCCAAGCCGCCCCCACUAUCGACCGACUUCAAUCAGACAAUUAUCUUCAAUUGUUAGCAGCAGGCGUUAUCCCGUCUGUCUCUUUCAUACGGCAGCUGUGAUACUAGACGUUUCGCGCUCUAUACAGUACAAAGAACAUACAAGCACGCCUCGAACACAAUUGGAAUUUCUAGUCAUGGAGGUCCACGAGAUAACAUCGUCCGGCGCUCCGAGCCCGGGCCCAGAGGGCGUAUCCACUCCGCCAGCGCCGGACAUGCCGGUCAAGGGCAAGAGCCGACACCGUCUGAUCCAGCGAAUCCAGCGAAUAUCUUCAACGCCUUCAUUGAGUGGUCUGCGUCGCUCCAGAUCGGUUGGAAGCCGUGGGAGUCCUUAUAGCACUCGAAGCACUCUCUCGUGUGUUAGUCUUGCGGCCACUGGACCGCCUCAGACCCCCUACAGCGCCCGUUCAUCGACCCCACAGCCCUCGCCUCUUGGUCUACCCAGCGCUUUGAGCUCAACCCCCCAAUCUUCAGGGGAGUUUCCAUUCGACACUCCUGAUGGUUAUUUGGCCAUUCGUAAGGUCGAAAAUGCGACUCCGGUUACCACUCCUGGGACCGCCCCUCUCCCAUCAGAGUUUCGGUCUAAGCAGGACGUACAGAUUCGAACCCGACCUGGUGUAAAACCUAUUCAGAAGCAACCAUUCCGUUUCUGGGACAAGAUGCCCAGUGAGCUUCAGAUUCACAUCUUUUCUUUCUUCCAGCCAAGAGAACUCGUGCAGGCAUCUCGAGUAUCCAAGGCCUUUUACAAGGCCUGCUUUGAUGGUCAGCUGUGGACUUCCCUUGACGCUUCGGAAUUCUAUCGCGAGAUUCCAGCCGAAUCACUCGCCAGGAUUAUUGUUGCGGCUGGUCCUUUCAUCAAGAAUCUCAACCUGCGAGGUUGCGUGCAGGUCGAGCACUACAAGCGCACCGAGGUCAUUGUAAAGGCAUGCAAGAACCUCAUGAACGCAACCCUGGAAGGUUGCCAAAAUUUCCAAAAGAGCACGCUGCAUAGCUUGCUACGUAACAACGAGAAGCUUGUUAGCCUCAAUCUCACAGGGCUGACUGCGGUCUCAAACACAUCCUGCAAGAUCAUUGCCGAGUCCUGCCCUCAGCUCGAGACCAUCAAUAUUUCCUGGUGCGGCAGGGUAGAUGCUCGAGGUAUCAAGGCAGUCGUAGAGGCUUGCCCGAGAUUGAGGGAUCUUCGGGCCGGUGAAGUUGGAGGAUUCGACAAUGUUGCGACUGCCGAGGCUAUUUUCAAGACAAAUAACUUGGAGAGGUUGGUUCUGAGCGGAUGCGCCGAACUCAACGACGAAGCCCUCCAGAUUAUGAUGCAUGGUGUUGAGCCUGAAAUCGAUAUCCUCUCUGAACGACCCAUUGUGCCAGCCCGCAAGCUUCGUCACCUCGACCUGAGCCGCUGUGUCCGACUAACAGAUGCAGGCGUGAAGGCGAUCGGCCAUCUUGUCCCUGAUCUUGAGGGUCUGCAACUCUCAGGCUGUAAGUUGUUGAAUGACGACGCUCUCGAGUCCAUUCUCGCUUCCACCCCUCGGUUGACACACCUCGAACUCGAGGACCUCGAAAACCUCACGAACUCGAUCCUAUCAGAGCAUCUCGCCAAAGCUCCUUGUGCAUCUUCGAUAGAGCAUCUCUCUCUUAGCUACUGCGAAAACUUGGGCGACACUGGGAUGAUUCCGGUUAUGCAAACAUGCACGAACCUUCAGAACGUCGACCUUGACAACACUCGAGUCAGUGACCUCGUCCUCGCCGAAGCAGCCGCAAUGGUCAUGAAACGCUCUCAACGAUCUAUCGAAACGGGAACACGACCGAAACUGACCCUCCAAAUGGUCGUCUACGAUUGUCAAAACGUGACCUGGACAGGUGUCCGUGAGGUGCUCUUUCGCAACACACAAGUCAAGGCUGUAUCAGGCCAACCUGGCCGAGUGAGCUACCCAACCGAGAUGAUCGGGCUUAAGUGCUUCUAUGGCUUUCAGAUGACCGUCGAUGAGCAUCAGAAGCGAGUUCUGCGUGGUGAUCUUGCGUCCGCUGGUCGCCUGGAGAGGAAAUGGGCAGACUACAUGCAAGCCACAGAAGAAGCAGGCAUGACAGGUGCAGGCUACCGAAGACGCAGGCGUCGAGCCAGAGAAGCCCAGGCCCUCCAUUUAGACGAAGAGGAUGGUGGUUUUGGUCCUACCGGCCGUCGGAGGGCACGCACCCUGGGCUCGUGCGCUGUCAUGUAGGCCCUGAAUACGAUACACACGGUACAUUAAGCGAAUGCACGCCAAUAUACAGCAGAAUGGUAUACGAAUAUGCUGGGACUUUUUUCUUCUUCCUUUUCUCGGGGCGUCUUGGGGUUUGGUUAAAUGGGUAGAUGUUUAUUUGGCGGGGGCUGCUCGCCUUCUUGUUGUUAACGGCGUUAUGGUAGAUCACGGCGUUCUCUUUUUCAUGGCAGUCCUUAUGCCAUGAUAGUGGUGUGCAUUUCAGCGCAUUGAGCAUAUUGAACGACGUUGUGCAUAUCUGUAUAGACAGUCAAAUACAUUGAACGUAGAUUCGAAACCAACAUCUACAGAAACCUUGGUACGCUUUUUGGAAUCUCACGUCGAGGUUAGAAUAUUUCAG
This is a messenger RNA of Fusarium odoratissimum NRRL 54006, 2906 nucleotides long. RefSeq lists its product as uncharacterized. Bases 452 to 2527 code for a protein of 691 amino acids. Lineage: Eukaryota; Fungi; Ascomycota; Sordariomycetes; Hypocreales; Nectriaceae. The transcript has a single exon. The record is from RefSeq and is a predicted model, not a curated record. Gene Ontology annotation, cellular component: SCF ubiquitin ligase complex. Gene Ontology annotation, biological process: SCF-dependent proteasomal ubiquitin-dependent protein catabolic process. Gene Ontology annotation, molecular function: protein binding.